Messenger RNA from Juglans microcarpa x Juglans regia, 1995 nucleotides. RefSeq names its product glucan endo-1,3-beta-glucosidase 5-like. Gene Ontology annotation, cellular component: plasma membrane. NCBI's taxonomy places the organism in Eukaryota, Viridiplantae, Streptophyta, Magnoliopsida, Fagales, Juglandaceae. Gene Ontology annotation, biological process: carbohydrate metabolic process. Gene Ontology annotation, molecular function: hydrolase activity, hydrolyzing O-glycosyl compounds. The record is from RefSeq and is a predicted model, not a curated record.
UUCAAUCCUCCCUUUCUGUUUCUGCUUUACUGAACUUCUUUCCAUCCAAACCCCCCCCCGGUUUCCUUAUUGAUUACUCUCUUAUUUGGUUGAAAAUUUCUGUUUUUGGAUAAGUUAUUGAGUUGAAAACUUUUUUGUAUUGGACAUCAAGAAUAACCCCCCCCCAACAAAGAAGCUGCUGCUUUGGCAAAGAUUCUCUCUGCCUUGUUCCCUAGCUUUCUCUCCCUCUCUGACUAGUUGCUGGAUAAAACCAACUUCGAUUUCAAGACCCAUGUAUUAAAGCCAAUCCUUUGCUUUAAACUCAACAUCUACUAAUCAUACCCAUCUAGUUUUGAGUUGUUUCAAGUUUUCAACAGCCUCCAACCGCAAUCGGCAUCGUACCCUGAUAAAGGCAAUAUGAGGUUGUUGAAAGGCGUGGAUUUAGCUGGGGUUCUUAUCGCCAUGUUGUUGCUAUUCACUGUGUUUUUUAUGGGUUCAGUUAGUGGAAUUGGAGUUAACUGGGGAACCCAGUUAACACACCCUCUGCCAGCUGCAACGGUGGUGAAGAUGCUGAAGGACAAUGGUUUUCAGAAAGUGAAGCUCUUUGAUGCUGAUUCCUCAAUAUUGAACGCUCUGAGGAAUUCAGGGAUUCAGGUGAUGGUUGGUAUUCCUAAUGACAUGCUUAAUACUUUGGCUAAUAGUGUGCAAGCAGCUGAGAAUUGGGUUGCCAAGAAUGUUUCGGCGCACGUCUCUUCCAACGGGGUAGACAUCAGGUAUGUUGCAGUUGGAAACGAACCAUUCUUGGAAACGUAUAAUGGAACCUUCGAAGGAAUAACUCUUCCUGCUCUUCAAAAUAUCCAGGCAGCCCUUAUAAAAGCUGGUUUGAGCAAUCAGAUUAAAGUCACUGUACUAAAUGGUGAUGUAUACGAGAGUUCAACAAACAUACCUUCUCAGGGUGAUUUUCGUGCAAACAUCCGCGAUAUCAUGGUGCAAAUCGUUAAGUUCUUGAAUGAUAAUGGAUCUCCUUUUACUGUCAACAUCUACCCCUUUAUCAGCCUCUAUGAUAAUCCCAGUUUUCCUGCUGACUAUGCCUUCUUUGAUGGCUAUUCAUCUCCCAUAAAUGAUGAUGGAAGAAUAUAUCAAGACAUGUUUAGUGCGAACUAUGAUACCCUUGUAUGGACCCUGCAGAAAAUUGGAUAUGGAAACAUGUCCAUAAUAGUUGGAGAAAUUGGUUGGCCCACUGAUGGAGAUCAAAACGCAAAUAUACAAUUGGGGCAGAAGUUCAACCAAGGCUUCAUGUCCCGUUAUAAUGCCGGGCAGGGGACACCAAUGAGAUCCGGUCCCCUAGAUGCUUACUUAUUCAGCCUUAUAGAUGAAGAUGCCAAAAGCAUUCAGCCAGGUAAUUUUGAACGCCACUGGGGGCUGUUUUACUUCGAUGGAGCACCCAAAUACCAGCUUAGCCUUACAGCCAGCUCGAACAGUUUGGUUGGAGCAAGUAAUGUACAAUAUCUGGCCAAGCAAUGGUGUGUCAUGUCCCCCUCGGCUAGUCUUGAUGAUCCACAGGUCGCACUUAGUGUCAGUUACGCUUGUGCAAAAGCCGAUUGCACUAGUCUUGGAUAUGGCACUUCAUGCGGACGUUUGGAUGCUCGAGGGAAUAUCUCCUAUGCAUUUAACAGUUACUAUCAGAUGCAGAAUCAGGUUGCGAGUGCCUGCAAGUUCCCAAACCUUUCAAUUCUCACACAAACAGACCCGUCGGACGGAGAUUGCAAAUUUAGGAUCAUGAUCAAUACGCCUACAGCUGCAGGGGAGUUGAGUGGAGUUGGAUCACUUCAACAGCCAGUUGGUUUGUUGCUGUUUUUGUUCUUGCUUUUCUUUCCAAUUUUGUGAGUUUGCUGCUAUAUAUAGUACAAUACUGUCUUCAUUUAUUUUUCAUUAUAUGUAUAUGUUGAAAACCAUCCGAGCAUUUGGUCCAUUUAUACAUGUAGCAAACUAAAUAUAUAUUGCAUUUCAAAGUCA